AUGUCUUUGAAAGAGGUCGAUAAUUUCGUUCUACUUUUCCCUGAUGAAGGAUGGAAUAGCCUAGCCACAAAUGAUCAGCUUACGAGCGUUAUAUCUCAAUUGAGUCCAAAUAUCUCCUAUGCCGAAUCCAUUUCCGAUAAUAUUCAAACAUUAUCAACUCGUAAUGCGGAUGCGACCGGUGUUAUAGGAGGCUUCCUGUACGUGCCGGAUCUCGACGAGGACAGUCCAUGCUACAAUAUCUCAAAACAAUAUAUUCCCUCAAAUGCUACAAGGCAAGCCAAUCUUCCCGCAACGGAUUUCACAUUGGUUGCAUUGGCACCUUGGAUUAGUAAAGAAUGUACGAAAGGCUUCUUAGCUGCAGCACGGAAAGAUCCUGCACGAGCUUUCAUCUUCUACCAGCCAGAUAACGGUACAGCUAAACCGCCACCAAUCAGUUCCGAACUGUGGGGACUUGACGAUGGUGGAUCAUGGAAGUCUACAAACAAAUACCCGGUAUAUGCCGUUCCUGGAAGCGUAGGGGCACGGAUGAUGCAUGAAAUAAGUCUAUAUUCUGGCAACCUUACGGACGUGCCCAAUGGCCAUGAGCUAUCAAGCUUCCCAGGCGUCGACCCCCGAGAUUAUGCACGGGUGUAUACUCAGCUGAAUGUAUCUCAUGGCACAAAUCUGCCUAAUCUAUGGGAGUUUCUGCUGAUUAUUGUGGCCGUACUCGCCAUCAUGUUGACCAUCACUUCAGGCUCCAUGCAUUAUCUCCAAAGGUGUCGAAGACGGGCUCUCCGGAGACGUGUGGAAACUGGCGAAGUGAACUUGGAAGCAUUGGGUAUCAAGCGUCUUACAGUACCACAGGAAAUCAUCGAAAGAAUGCCUAUAUUCACCUACUAUUGUGGCUGGCAGCAGCCCCAUGUUGCGCAAAAUGGGUCAAGGGCAGCCGAGGAAAUCCCUUCUGACAAGGGAAUCUUAACGGAGGAAAACGAGGUUUCAUUCUCUGAUGAUUCAGCAUUGAAUGCAUUGUCUCCGACUUUGGUAUCCGAAAUCAGAACAUCCUCACUAUCCAUCUCAGCCCAACGAGUUGUACCAUUUUCUCAACCUACUUGUCCUAUUUGUUUGGAUGAUUUUGAAAGCGGAACUACUUUGAUUCGCGAGUUGCCCUGUGGCCACAUUUUUCAUCCAGAAUGUAUAGACCCAUUUCUUAGCAACAAUAGUUCACUAUGUCCGAUGUGUAAGAAAAGUGUCUUGCCUGUUGGACAUUGCCCAAUAAAAAUCACCAACGCAAUGACCAAUAGGGAAAGGAACAUGAGAAGAUUGAGAUCUCGAAUCACUAUUCAAGAGGAGAACCAGGAUGUUGAGGCUGGCCAUCCAAGGUUUCUUGUCCGGGACUUGGGCACUCGCUUCAAAAGGCGGAUGUUUAGCAUCUCAACACUCCCUACGAAUAACGUACAAAUGACGGUUGGAUCACCAGCUGUCACUGGACUACCAUUAAUGACAAGUGCAAUACGGUCGCAAUCACAGGCGAACAGUAUACUAGGAGUUGAGGUGUUGCAGGAUGGACUUUCUCGACCAGAGAGGGCCCAACAACGAAUCCGCGAGAUUGCAGCGCAACAACCUGCAAUACAAGACCCGGACUUGGUUCAAACGAGGCAUCAAUUACCUUGUAGGCGCUUCUGA
Sclerotinia sclerotiorum 1980 UF-70 is the source of this 1662-nucleotide messenger RNA. RefSeq lists its product as hypothetical. Lineage: Eukaryota; Fungi; Ascomycota; Leotiomycetes; Helotiales; Sclerotiniaceae. The transcript has 4 exons. The record is from RefSeq and is a predicted model, not a curated record. Bases 1 to 1662 code for a protein of 553 amino acids.